CACAGAUGUGCAAUCUGCUGUGAAGUUUCACUCACAAAGAAGGUUUGUCAGAACCAGGAGUGGGACGUUCACUUUUCAGCACCCAAAUACCACAGUCAGCACCCUAACACAGACGUUCACCGUGACAUAAAAAAGUGACCAGUACAUGUGACCACCAUGGAUGUACAGCCUGGACAUUGCUGGCGUUGUGAGGAGAAAAUUCUCCCAGAGCACACUGUGCCUUGCAGCCGAUGCCCGAUGGCCGUAUACUGCUCCACACUGUGCCGAGACAAGGACAGCAUCAGACACAGCGCUAUGGAGUGCGAAAUAUACGGGGACAAAAAGUGCAGUGCUUGCGACAAACUUGGGAAAUUACUGGAGUGUUCAGCGUGUAACAGUGCGUGGUAUUGCAAUGCAGACUGCCAACGGCGUGACUUUCCAUUGCACAAAACAACAUGUCGGGGAAUUCUUACUUCCAUCAAGCAACUCUCUUCGAAGCUUUUCAGAUUGAAAGGACAGUAUGGUGAUUUUCCCGAAUACUUUGGGAACACUUUAGCAAGGGACUUCCUUCAACUUGACAACAACGAAUGGUCCGGAAAGAGUGUUGAAGAGAAACUUGAGUUAGAUAGGGACUAUCAUGUCUUAUCUGCUGGUUGUGGAGACCUGCGCAGCACAGUGUUGACGGCUGCUUCCCUGCCAGCCGAGUACCAGGGAAAGCUUCACGUGACUCUUAAUGAUCGGGAUCCAUUUGUGCUGGCACGGAACGUGUUGUUUCUCUUCAUGUUGGUUCGCUUUGCAGACACUGACUACAUCUCUUCUAGUUUGACGACCAUCUGGUACUCACUCCAUAUUUCAAAGAAAGAGUACGACUUGGUCAAGACAAGCUUGGAUGAACUCAUUCAGAUGAGUGCUCAGCAACUCAGUGAUGCCACAAGAGGACUGGUGAGUGUCUUGAAUGAAGAACUUGGAUAUCUGGGCCAUGUUUGGAGAGGAUGGCAAUCACUGGAAUGUCGAAGAGGCAAUCCAGCCUCUAUCAAUCUCAGACAACAAAGACAGGAAAUGUUUGAAAACAGUGACCAAGAGUUGAAGGUUGAACGCUCAGUAUAUUUGACGUGUCUGAAUGCGAAUGAUAGAAAACAGAUGAAAAAGUGGUUUGCGCAUGGUCUGUUUCUAUCCUGUGAGGCCAAUCAAAGAGACAUACCAUUCGACAACCCUACACUUACUGCCCAAGAGGCAAGUAAGCGUAUAGCAGCCUAUGGUUGUGUACAACUUCUACAAAUAUCUUCUGAGAUGCCAAAAUACCUUAUUAGUUCCAAAAGGAUGCCCUUUUCAGUAUGGGACUGUUUGAGAGUAAGAGAGCACACUCCUGGAUCCCACACCUCUCCGAUGGUGAUGUACCACAAGUACGUGACAAACCUCCUCCAGAAAGUCAAGAGUCUCAUCCUUCAAGGAAGGCUCCUUAGCUAUGUUUCCUUGGCCAACUGUCUGGACUUUCCUAAUCAUCAUCAAGCCUUGAACAUGCCCAGCUAUGACCGAAUCUUCACCUCCAACCUGGCUGACUUUCAUGGAUUUGCCAAGCUCCUUCAGAUUUUCAAGCCACUGCUCAACACCAACAACAGCUUCUCUGUCAUUGUCACCGAGAUUGUGGGAUUAUAUAUAAAUGUUCCGACGGCCGACCCAUGGAAACUUCCAGAACCCCAAUUUCAAAAAGUGAUUUCCAAUUACUCACGGGACUGGCCGACAACAAAAGCAGAAUACCACUACAUCUUCGAAUAUUACAACAGUACCCCUCCCUUUCUCCAGUUUCUCCGUGCAGAUAUCAUGGCAGGGGAGUGUGGCACACCACCACUCCAAGACGCACCGUCGUUUGAGAGUGUGAAGAAGUGUCAGGGCAUGCGAAUGCGGGACUUCCGGAAGGAACUGAACAAACUUGUUCCGCUUCGGUGUCGAUUGGAUGUAAGGAACCUCUCAUUAGUGAACGUAGGUUGCAGAGCUGUAGAGUGGUUGCUUCCAAAGACGGAAAGUUAGACAGCAAAUUUACGUCACACACAAAUUCUGCUUUGAAAGAUCUAUAGGAUUUUUCAUGAGUGAAUCUGGACAAUGUGUUAAAGUCAACACACGUACACUCUCUAUAUUAUGUUCGUGAGCCAGCAGGCCUAAAGCAAUGAAUGGAGAUUUGCAUGACCUUUUGAUGUCAUUUCAGGAAACUUAAUUAAGCAAAUUUCGAUUUGUUUAAACGUGUAAUAAUAGUAAAAAAUACAACAUUUAUCAGAUGGAAAGGGGCGCAGGGUAGGGAAUAUCCCAAAUCCAACCCUUUGGGGUAGCCCUAACCACACCCCUGGAUCGUGCACUACUCUUAUGUUCCUGCAUUGC
This is a messenger RNA of Patiria miniata (bat star), 2352 nucleotides long. RefSeq lists its product as uncharacterized. Lineage: Eukaryota; Metazoa; Echinodermata; Asteroidea; Valvatida; Asterinidae. The transcript is spliced from 3 exons. Bases 157 to 2007 code for a protein of 616 amino acids. The record is from RefSeq and is a predicted model, not a curated record.